ACUCUCUCUCUUGCAAGAAAUUGUCAUUCCUUUACAUGGAAAUCAUUUGCUGGUUACAUACACAUCUACAAAGAUAUUCGGAAACAAAAAAAAAAAACAAAAAGAAAGGUGAAGAAUUGCUUGUAUAAUGUUUCGUUAUGCCUAUUUUGGAUCUGUACUCCUUUUUAUUUUCUCCAUUCUCACAAGCUUCAGAGCUUCUGCUCAAGAUCCUACUUACACAUACCAUGUAUGUCCAAACACCACAACUUUCACCAGAAACAGCACUUACUUCGCCAAUCUCAGAACGCUUUUGUCUUCUCUCUCUUCUCCCAACGCCUCUUACUCCACCGGAUUCCAAAACGCCAAAUCGGGACGAGCCCCCGACAGACUCACCGGACUUUUCCUCUGCGGAGGAGACUUAUCCACGGAAGUUUGCCGCAGCUGUGUUGCCUUUGCCGUCAAUGAAACCUUAACUCGGUGUCCGAACGAGAGAGAGGUGACGCUCUAUUACGACGAGUGUAUGCUCAGAUACUCCAACGGCAACAUUCUCUCGACCUUAAACACCAACGGAGGAAUCAUCUUGUACAACACUCAGAAUGUUACAUCCAACCAAAUCGGGUUCAUUGAUUUGGUAUCCACCAUGAUGACGCAAGCUGCUGUCGAUGCAGCUAAUAGUUCUCGAAAAUUCGAUGCGAGUAAUAAGGCCAAUUUAACAGUUUUACAGACUGUGUACGGAUUGGUCCAGUGCACUCCUGAUCUGACGACGAACGAAUGUUUAAUCUGUCUGGAACAGGCCAUCAAUCAAUUGCCUUCUGACAAAAUCGGAGGAAGAUUUAUUACGCCGAGCUGUAAUGCAAGAUACGAGCUUUACCUGUUUUACAACGAAUCCGCUCUUAUGACACAUCAAUCGCAGCUGGAUUCAGCUCCACUUCCAUCACCACCACCGCCACCGCCACCGCCGCCGUCACCGCCACCGCCACCGCCACCGCCACCGUCACCGCCACCGUCACCGCCACCGUCACCGCCACCGCCACCACCACCGCCGGAAAUUUCAGUUCCACCACUACGGCCUGGAAAAGUCAAAAACUCAUUUGUCACAAUCAUUGCUGUUGUUGUUCCAAUCACUGCGGUUAUUCUUCUUUUCUUAGCUGUUUUUACUGUCCGGACUAAGAAAAAGAGGACCAUCUAUGAGAUGGAACCACCUACUGAAGAGGAAGGUGAUAUUACAACUGCAGGCUCACUUCAGUUUGAUUUUAAGGCGAUCGAAGCAGCAACAGAUAAUUUUUCACUUACUAACAAGCUUGGUCAAGGUGGAUUCGGUGAAGUUUACAAGGGUACAUUUUCUAGUGGAGUACAAGUUGCGGUGAAGAGGUUAUCCAAGACAUCAGGACAAGGUGAAAGAGAGUUCGAAAAUGAAGUUAUUGUUGUGGCAAAGCUUCAGCACAGGAAUUUGGUAAGGCUACUUGGUUUUUGUUUGGAAGGAGAAGAGAAAAUACUUAUCUACGAGUUUGUUCCCAACAAAAGCCUCGAUUACUUCCUUUUUGACUCGACGAUGCAAAGGCAGUUAGACUGGAAAAGACGGUACAAGAUCAUAGGAGGAAUUGCUAGAGGGAUUCUAUAUCUUCAUCAAGAUUCAAGACUAACUAUCAUACAUCGUGACCUCAAAGCAGGUAACAUCUUAUUGGACGCUGAUAUGAACCCGAAAGUUGCAGAUUUUGGAAUGGCUAGAAUUUUUGGGAUUGACCAAACAGAAGCCAAUACGAAAAGAGUCGUCGGAACCUAUGGUUACAUGUCUCCUGAGUAUGCGAUGUACGGACAGUUCUCCAUGAAAUCAGAUGUCUAUAGUUUUGGGGUCUUAGUUCUUGAGAUUAUUAGCGGCAAGAAGAACAGCAGUUUCUAUCAAAUGGAUGGUUGUGCUGGCAAUUUGGUUACAUAUGCUUGGAGACUGUGGAGCAAUGGAUCACCGUUAGAGCUCGUGGAUCCGUCCUUUCAAGAAAACUAUCAAACAAACGAAAUUACCAGGUGCAUCCAUAUCGCUUUUCUGUGUGUUCAAGAAGAAGCUGAAGAUCGUCCAACAAUGUCAGCAAUAGUCCAGAUGCUCACUACUAGUUCGAUCGCUCUUGCCGUACCACGACCACCUGGAUUUUUCUUCAGGAGCAGGCAUGAAGAAGUAGGGAGAGCAGGUCCAUCUAUGCAUACGUCUGCUCUUUGUUCAGUCGAUGAUGCUUCCAUUACUAGUGUAGCUCCUCGUUGAAGACAAAAAGAACUCAACAAUGUUAAAGUUAUGAUAAUUAGAAAAUUCAUCAAGUAUAGCUUUUUCAGACUCAUCCGUAUAACUUGAAAAUUCAACCCAUUAAUGAUGCCAUGAUAUACGAAAGGAAAACAGAGUAACGACUAAUACUUAAC
Messenger RNA from Raphanus sativus (radish), 2385 nucleotides. Its product is annotated as cysteine-rich receptor-like protein kinase 19. Gene Ontology annotation, biological process: protein phosphorylation. NCBI's taxonomy places the organism in Eukaryota, Viridiplantae, Streptophyta, Magnoliopsida, Brassicales, Brassicaceae. The record is from RefSeq and is a predicted model, not a curated record. Gene Ontology annotation, molecular function: protein kinase activity; ATP binding. The coding region runs from base 128 to 2233 and encodes 701 amino acids. The transcript is spliced from 7 exons.